UAGAUUGAUUGAGACAUCUUAGGUGGAGCGCAGGGAUAUUUGUCAGUGAGACACAAUUCCUUCUCUUCUAGACUUUUACUUCUUCCUUCACAUUCCACAAUACAAUAAAAUACAAUACAAAUUCAUCACCACACUCACCAAAUAUAACCUUUUCUUUUUCAAAAUGCAAGACUCACCUUCCACCGCCCCCGCUGGUGGCAGGUUUUUCGGCGGAGGAGUCGGAGACAGGAGGCUCAGGCCUCACAACCAGCACCAGGAACCGUUGAAAUGCCCUCGCUGUGAUUCGCUCAACACUAAGUUCUGCUAUUACAACAACUACAACCUCUCUCAGCCGCGCCACUUCUGCAAGAACUGUCGCCGCUACUGGACCAACGGCGGCGUCCUCCGUAACGUCCCCGUCGGCGGAGGUUGUCGGAAAUCCAAAUCCAAGCGCUCCAACGCGAAGUCCAAGAAAAGCAACAACAACAACUGCUCCUCCUCUUUGGAAGCCGCUCCGGAAACAACAACACCGCAACCGCAAUUGCCGGAGGGAAAUUCGAACUCGAACUCAAACUCUGGCAGCGAAAGCUCCAGCCUCACCGCCAUCGCCACUAGCUCCGCCACCACGGAGGCGGCGUCUGCGGCGACGUCAAACGCUGCGUUGAGCAAGAAUCCGGUCCCCGACGAGAACGUGAAUAACUCUAACUUCACUGGUGGCGGUGGUUAUUACGGUGGCUUCUCUGACAUAGGAACAUUCACGAGCCUUAUGAGUUCAGCAAACGAAACGAUGUCGUUUGGUUUUGAAAACAAUGUUAACGUUCUCGAUGCGACGUCGUUUCGUUUCGGUAACGAUGAUGGCGGGUGGCUGCAGCAGAAAGUUAUCGGAAAUGGAAGCGACGAUCGGCGUAAUAAUAAUAAUAAUAAUAAUCAGGAGUUUGCAUCGGAGCCGUUGAUGCUGGAUCAGACGGGUCCUGUUGAGUUGUCGUCGCUGCAGAAUGGGAAAGUUGGCAACGGAGGAUGUGGACCGUUGGAUUGGCAUGCAGCUGGUGGUGAUGGUUCUGAUCAUGAUCAUGAUUUGUUUGAUCUUACUAGCGCCGUUGAUCAGAGUUACUGGACCCACACUCACUGGUCUGAUCAAGAUAACAAUCCAAAUCUCUUUCAUCUUCCUUGAAAUCCCUGAAGGAAUAAGGAAUUCCUCUUUUACCUUUUUUUUUUGGGAGUUUUAACUUUUAACGUAGGGAAAGAGCAAAGAAUAUUGGAAACUGAAUUCAAAGUGUGGAAAACAAGUUAGGAUGGUAUAAUUACGUGAUGUAAUUUUUUGGUUUCUUUUUUUUACUUUUAAUAGGAGGUCAAUUACUCAAUUUGGUUUGGGCUUGACCUUAAUUACUAAGGAGCUUGAGUAACUAACUUUAUUAUUUUGCUUGUUUUAUGUUUUGAUCGAUAUACAUUGGUAAAUUGUGUGUUCGGUUACCUUGAUAUUGUUGGAAUGGGGUAUAGUAUAUUAUUGGAGUCUUCUUCUUUUGGUGAGUUUUGAAAAUGAGAUACUACUACUAGAUUAUUCAUGCUGUUAGUUAGUAUAUAUGCCACGU
This is a messenger RNA of Arachis stenosperma, 1568 nucleotides long. RefSeq names its product dof zinc finger protein DOF5.4-like. Gene Ontology annotation, molecular function: DNA binding; DNA-binding transcription factor activity. NCBI's taxonomy places the organism in Eukaryota, Viridiplantae, Streptophyta, Magnoliopsida, Fabales, Fabaceae. The coding region runs from base 164 to 1150 and encodes 328 amino acids. The record is from RefSeq and is a predicted model, not a curated record. The transcript has a single exon. Gene Ontology annotation, biological process: regulation of DNA-templated transcription.